ACAUUAAUUUAUUUGAAUUGGUAACUUACGAGGAAGUGCGCCUGACGCUUUUUGGCAUCAUUAACCAUCUACGCCAACGCGGUUUCUGCGGCUCGCGGGCGUUGCAAAGCCAGGGUUUAGAGAUCACGCAUCCGCGCAAAGACAUCACGAAUGACGUCUUUGGACGCUACAUAUACGUUACUCUGUGGCUUUGGGAAGGGAUUCAAAAACCUUGACCGACGUACACAAGAGGCUACUCCGCUGGCGAGCGCUCGCCUCUCCACUCCGCCAGCGGCUGUAACCAGACCGCGUUAAAUGUCUCGCUUUUAUUUUAAGGUUUAGAAGCGCAGCUUAAUAAUAAGAACAGGGAGGGGGGGGCGAUAUAUAUUCUUUCUCUUUAUUUCUCGCACUCCGUUUCUCUCUCCCUCUCUCUCUCCCUGCCUCUCCCACUCUGGGUCGAGCGACUCUGCCAAAUAGCGCAGAGAGCCAGGCGUGGCGAUCAGCACCCGCGCAUUGUGGACAGCUCCUGGCUGCUGAAGAGCCGAGAAAGGCGGCGACUGAGAAUUCCGUUCCUCUCUUUUACCGGCAAGCCCAAAAGACAAAACCGCGAACCAGCAAAGCACCGCGGAAUGAUGACUUGCAAACUGCCUUACCAAGCCGUCAUGCUGCUGUCCAUCGCUACCCUGCGCUAUCACGGUGCCUGCUGUCUGGCGGCUGUUCCUCCAUACCCAACGGCGCGCAGCCUGGGCAACGACUUGGACUACGAGCCGCAGUUGGGUUCAUUCGUCGGGGAGGACGCCCCGCCCGACGGAGUCGAACCCCCCGAGAGCCCCGUACAAGACGAUCACGCCCUCUACAACCUCCUCUACAACGCCAUGAAGAGAACGGAGAGACACGCGGAUUCCAUCUACACCCAUUUCUACAGCAAGUACUACGGCAGAAAGGCGGCCAAGAACAUAUUGAGGAAAUUAAUUGCAGGAAAACGAACGUCCCGAGGACAGAAACGACAUCGCAUUUCUGGAGAAACCUACCCUGAUCGUGUCGGCCACUUCUCGGUGCAAGACGGGGACGAUAGCAGCAUUGCCGAACCGUCCAAGCGCCACUCGGACGGACUAUUCACCGACCUGUACAGCCGUUCCCACGGAGGCUUUGAGCGAGAAGCGCGUGUGUCCUCGCUGGCCUCCAUGCUGACCGGGCUUAAGCCCAUGGACAGACCGCUGCGCGGACACUUAGUUUCUGCCCUGGCCCCGCCGGUAAGUGUCCUGACCAGACACACCUCGCCUGAGCCCCCGCCAGAUUUUAAUUUGCACUGCCUUAGGGCUUCCCUUCCACGCACAGAGUAACAAACAAAAAUAAAAAAUAAAACGCCUUUCAGCCGCCCACCAGCGUCAGCUUGCUAGCACGACCGAGGGCUCGUCCAAUUGGGGGGGAGGGAGGGGGGAACAGACCAAAAAACAAAAAUCGAUCUUCGGUUCUCGACGAGUCGGUCCGUAGUGGAGCCGCGGCGGUGGGGAGGCGGUCGUGGUGGGGUCACGCGUGUCCAACCACACGCGUGUCAGACCACGCGCAUGCCCACCGCCAGGCCCCCGCCACGCGUGUGGUUAGACUGGAGCCAAAGUGUGCCCCCCCCCCCACCCCCCAGAACUUGUGGCACGUGUCGCGUCGCCGCCGCACUUCUAGCGGCGGUACAAAUUUGCGAGCCCGUUUCUGCCCGAAACAAAAAAAUUGUCUUAACGCGCGGCGUCCGCAGGCAGGCUUAGUGACGCGCUGCGGGUUUUGUCGCCGUUGUUUCGAAGGCGUAAACAAAAACAUUCACGAUGGGGGAGUGGGUGGGGUGGUGGCGGGGGUUUCAAUCGAUAAUUGUAAUAGUCACACAUAAGCCCUGUUUUGUAUUUGUGAUGGUAACAGCAACUGUUUGGCUGAACUGUCCUAUUUGCAACACACGUUAAAACCUGAACAUGCCUGUGCAGUGACUACAUUGCGUAAAAAAAAAAAAACUGAUGCUGUUUCAUUGUGUGUGCGUAGUUGACGUGCUAUGUAUGCGUAGGUUGGAUCAGUCAUCGUCUAUACGCGUUGGCAGUCAAUUAAGAAACGAGAGAGAAACAAAAUCGAAUAGAAUCUGAAUUCGGAUAUACAAAUUUGUUUAUCGCGUUUAAAAUUCAAGCGCUGUCCUUACGGAUAAUAUAGCGACGCCGUUUCAGCUGCUGACAUGUUCGAGUUUGCGUUACGAUAAACUGUUACGAGCCUAAACGCUAAUGCCGGAGAGACAAUUACAUAUUGACCGGCGCCGCAGCCGCGAAUAUUUACGAGUGACUAACGGCACGCAAGCCUCGCGAAUGAAGCCUCUGACGCAACGAACAUGAAUCCAAUAAACACCACGGCGCUCGCACGCAGAGACAACUGCCAGCGGAAGCGUCUCGGGGCAAUUACCCCCGGACCAAAUCUUGAAUCACUUGAAAAGUUUGUUGUUGUUGUCGUUGUCAUUGCUGCCCAUGAUCCUAUUUCCAAAAGAUGCUCCCCGCUCCAUAUGCCGUUGCCGUGAUGUUUACUGGGCAUGCUCCUGCCGUGCAUUGGUUAUUCGUGCGGCAGGAGGCGCUUGGACGACGGCAACUUAAGAUGCCGUGGCCAGGUCGCCCCCGGCCACUUCCCGGACGAGGAUCCGCUCGCGAUCCCACAAUCUCGGCCACCUGGCGGCCAAAUCUCUCGCCCUCAAUUUUGGGGAGGGUUGCUCUCGAGAGGCGAAUUUAUUAGAUGGCAUCGAAUCUUAGUUGGGGGGGGGGGUGGAAUUAAAAAAGUAAACUUCCGAGUCAAUUCAGGCAUGCUUACGUCAGCUUUCGUGUGUCUGAAGGCUCUACAGAUGUAGAACGAAGACAGCUGUGGCGGCAGUGGCAACGAAACCGGUGUCUUGACUGCCUGACAGACACACACACACGCGCACGUGCGCGCACGGACACACGGACACACAGGCUAUGCCCACAUGCCUGACCUUAAACAUUCCAUAUAUGCUGGUUUACAAGGUUUACAGUAGUCGUAACUGCCUGCUUGUGUUACUGAUGUGCACUGUUUACGUAAUGGACCUUUGUUUUGCGUUCACACAAGUGGUGUUUUUGGACUUGUUUAUUGCUAAGGUUUAAAGCAAAAAUGAUAAAGUGAAAAAAAAAACAUACGUACGUAUAUAUAAAAAAAAUUGCACGAUUUAGACAUUGUCCAGGUUUGUACUGGAUAUCCUAUGCUUCGAUAGUGUGCUUAUAGCCAAUACUGCGGAAUGCACAGUCCAUUCCCUCUUAGACACCACAAGUUUACACGGAAACUUCAGAUGCACCAGCCGUCAGAAUAUACAGAUCAACUUUAUUGCAAAAUGUAUAGUUUGCGGUCAUUAAUAAACGUUAUCAUUUUUAACAUGCA
Messenger RNA from Petromyzon marinus (sea lamprey), 3384 nucleotides. RefSeq lists its product as uncharacterized. Lineage: Eukaryota; Metazoa; Chordata; Hyperoartia; Petromyzontiformes; Petromyzontidae. Gene Ontology annotation, biological process: adenylate cyclase-activating G protein-coupled receptor signaling pathway; regulation of protein localization. The record is from RefSeq and is a predicted model, not a curated record. Gene Ontology annotation, molecular function: peptide hormone receptor binding; neuropeptide hormone activity.